Molecule: messenger RNA, 1520 nt
Organism: Hyposmocoma kahamanoa
Lineage: Eukaryota; Metazoa; Arthropoda; Insecta; Lepidoptera; Cosmopterigidae
Product: NEDD8-like protein 1
Exons: 2
Coding region: 87-548 (153 amino acids)
Biological process (GO): post-translational protein targeting to endoplasmic reticulum membrane
Molecular function (GO): protein binding
Source: RefSeq, a predicted model, not a curated record
UGAGUCUUGAAAAUCAUUGAAAAUUGUAAUUGAUUCAAUCGAUGGAGCUAUAACACUUUAAAAGAAGAAGAUUCAAUGUAUAAAAAAUGAAAAUUACAGUGAAACAAUUACAAGGGGGUGAAUGUAGCUUGGAGGUAUCUCCAGCUACUUUAAUCUCUGAAAUAAAGCGUGAAGUGGCAGAAAAGCUUGGCAUACCAAUUGAGGAGCAGAAAAUACUUUUAUUAGGCCGAACCCUGUCAGAUGAGCAAACUGUCGAGUCCUAUCCUUCAAUCAAAGAAGGAACUAAACUAAACCUUGUUGUAAAGAAGCCUGAAGGUCUAUUUGAGGCUUCUGUAAAAUAUUUCAAGAGCAUCGGCAUGAAUGAUGUACAAGCUGUGAGUGCAGGCAAUGAGCUGCUGAAAGUUUUAGAAGAGAAAAUUUAUAAAAUGUCGUGGGAUGACCUUGAUAGGCUUUGUUAUGAUAUUUUAUCGGAGGAAAGUGGUCAAAGCAGGCCCGUGUCACAUCAGGUUGAGUCGGAGCCUGAAUGCGAAGAUUCAUUCACUCUGUAACCUUUUAGCAUUCCGUUAGAUAUUUUAAGGAUUUUAUAAAUAAUUAUGAUUAAGAACUUGAGGGAUGACGUACUUGGUACUUGGUGUAACGGGCUGGUGUGAUGACAUUUUAAAUUUAUGAUAUAAUAUAUUAUCUUGAAGAUCGUUGUUUGUUACAAAUUUGAGCCAAUCAUAGUUAACCUGAAUGUAACCUGUCAAGACUUUUUAUGUGCCUUGAAACACUAUUAUUACGAAAGUGUGUUAACACUACAAGUUUCUAAAUUUUUAUACCCUUAACCAUUGAUAUUGUAAUGUUUUUAGUUUUUAUUUUUUGUCAUCACCUAAAAAUGUUGGGACCCGUGUAACACAGCAAGCAUGUUGACACCAACAAUGAACACUAUGCUAAGUCGAAUGUCCAAUUAUUGAAAAAUUUAAAGUUAUUAUAACUUGUAAAUAACUUGUAGUGUCGAUGUCCAUGUGAUACAAAGGAAAAGUUUGAGUGUAGCUACGGACAAUAACUCAAGAAGACUACUAAUCGAUACAAGCCAACAUAGUCGGGUAUUCAACACAAGCACAGCUAUUUUGUACAAUGUAACCUUUACAGGGUUUGCAGAGAAGCAAAGUAAUCCUGCCAUCCUUGUCAUAACUAACAUAUUUGCAUUUCAGUAAUUUUCAAGAUUUUGUUGGCACCUGAAGUUUUAUUGCCACCCAAAAAACUCGAAUUACAAUGAUUUUGCUUAACAAUUAAAUUGAAACUAAAUAUAAUAUUUUAAAAAAACAAAGAGGAGCUUGUAGAUUUUGUUUCGUUGAUCUCAGAUAUGUUUAUAACUGCAUUUAGCUAAAAAUGUCGAUAACAUUAGUUAUUAUAAGAAGGGCAGAAUUUACUUCCAUUUUUAUAUAUUGUUUUAUUAUAUAUCUUCACUGAACAAAUUAAGCCACCUGGAGUUUUGAUUAGUUCAAUUAUGUCUUCCUUUAAUGUAUUUGCAGUAGCUA